CAGCAUCUCCUGCUGCCGGGGGAAACUGAGGCGCGUCCGCUUCCGCACGGCUCCGCAGCCCCAGACCGCGGGGCCCCGCCGUCGCCCCGGGGGUGGGAAAUAACUGCCCGGCCGAUGGUUACGACCCUCGGGAACUGGGGGAACUGGUUGGUGCCCAGUACAGAGGCGGGGCCAGGCUGGGAGGAGGAAGUAGCCCUCGGAGACAUCCCCGAAGCGGAACAGAGACCCGAGUGCGUCUGCCGUGCGGGAGCGGAGCGGGGUUUCUUUGCUGCUCCCUGAAGCUCCACCUCUCAGCGGAGACAUCUGCAGCCAUCCUCCCCCAAGGAGAGGUCGGACCAAGCAUCCUCCCCCACCUUCCUCCACCUUCUCAGGCACGGGGGAGGGGAGCCCUUGUAACCCUCUUGCCGCUGCUGCUGGCAUAGACGGACAGGUCGGUCCUACCACUGGUACAGACAUCUUUUAGUCCUUCCACAAGCCCUGGUGCCUGGUGGGAGAGAAAGACCAGAGGCCAUCAGGGUGACACUCAGUUUUCAGAGCGAUGGCCUACUUCUGGAGCAGGAAGGGAUGGAGAACUACUGGGAUGCAGGAGCAGGCUGCCAACAGAUGUGCCAAGCCAGGGUUGCUGCUGGGGCCGAAGACCUGCCAAAAAGCCGCUCAGAGGGAAGACCAGGCAGACCUGGUGACAGCAGUCAACGACCUCAGCAUGGGCCCGUGCCUCAGGGAAGAUGGUUGGGAUGAGCCAAUCAUCAGGGGCAAAGCAUGGCAGAGGAGGCAAGUGUGGGAGAAGCAGCAGCAGCAAGGGGGGAGAGUCAAGGUGGGUGGCUCUAAUGAGGUGGGUGCUUUGCUAGCCACCCAUAAGGUGGUCACCACAAUGCAGCAGGACUUUGCUGUGGACCAUGACGUUGCCACCUUCAGUGGCUUUGCAUGCAGAAACAAUCAGCAUGUCCCCACCAUGCCAGAGCCAUUUGGGGAGGAUGCUGAUGAUGACCUCCUGCAGUGGAGAGAUCCAUCAUAUGCUCCUGUGCGGCUCCCCUCUAUCAUGCUCGUGAAGGUUAACAAUGAAGAGUACUGGAGGGAGGAAUUCCCAGACAUAUGGGCACGAUAUGAGAUGGACUGUGGGCUGGUGUCUGAGGAGGUGGAGGUGGAGGUGGACAUGCAGCAACUGGACUUCCAACCACAACCUAGACUUCCAGUAGCCAUGGAAAACAAGGUGGAAAGCAUCCUGAAGGUCCUGCUGCGUGAUGGGGUGGUGGUGGAAGGCCACUCGCCCUACAACGUCCCUUUAGUUCCCGAGUACAAAGGCGAUGGGAAGACCUUGCGGCUGAAGCUGGACUGCAGAGCUGUCAACAAGGCCACCCCCAGGGUGGUGGAGCCGGUGAGCCUGAACACGACCAAGCUUGUUUCGACCCUCAGCCCCAAGAGCAAGUACUUCUCAGUGGUGGAUCUAUCCAAUGCCUCCUUCGCCAUCCCCUUAGCGGCAGGCUCCAGAGCCAGCUUUGCCUUCACCUUCCGGAACCGGCAGUACCUCUUCACCCGCCUGCCCCAGGGCUUCCACAGCACCACCUCCAUCAUUCACCGACGGGUGGCGCAGAUGUUGUCCCAGAUAGACCAAGGAGAUAGCCCUUGGCUUUUCUCCUAUGUCGAUGACAUCCUCAUCACCGGGCAAACUCAAAAGGAAACCAAAGCCAGAACAAGGAGAGUCCUGAAUCUGAUCCAAAACACAGGCUUUAAAGCCAAAUUUGAGAAGGCACAGCUUGUCCAGCCCAAGGUGGUCUACCUGGGGAUGAGAAUUGGGCCUAAGGGCCGAGAGAUCACAGACAGAAUGCUGGAGACCAUCAGGGCAGCACCCUGCCCGCGAAACGUCGGCGACGUCCGCUCGCUGCUUGGGCAGUUUGUGUACUUGCAGGACCACAUCCCCAACUACUGGCAGCUGGCCCGGCCUCUCCACCGCCUCACCCUGAAGCGGGCCAGGUGGGAGUGGGGACCAGAGCAGGAAAGGGCACUGAGAUCCCUGAAAGAUGCUGUCGAGACUGCACCUGCCCUACGGUUCCCAGAUGCGUCUCAGCCCUUCGUUAUCAGGCUAACAACAAGCAAAGAGGUGGUGUCAGCUGCCCUGCUGCAGGAGAAUGAAGAGGGUCAGCUGGUCCCAGUGAAACACAGCUCCCACAUCCUGAAAGGCCAUGAGGUCUUCUACAAGGCGGAGGAGAAAGGUUGCCUGGCAGCAGUCUUGGCCGUGCAGAAGUUUGAGACCCUCACAGGGUCAGCCCCCAUCCUCAUCCAGAUGCCCCGUUCUCCUUGGAGGUAUCUCUUACGGGGUGAUGCGUUGGGGUCCAGUGGGACCAACCUACAUCCAGACCACUGGGCUCUGCUGCUGGUCAACGGAGGGGACGUGGCAAAGGGACCCCACCCUGAGUGGGAAGGCCCCUUCAGCCCCUUAGUCCUCUCCGCUCCCCCACUCCGGCGGCUGCCUCCCUGCAUCCCCAAGGCCAAUGUGUGGUUCACUGCCGGUCGGAGGGGUCGCUCGUUUGGCUUUGCUGCAGCCAACCUGGAGGAGCGCUGGCUGCUUGGGGUGGCCGAGUGUUAUUCAGUGCUGGGUGCAGAGCUGGUGGCUCUCUGGGAGCUCCUGCACCAUCACCGAUGCUCCUCACCCCUCUAUUUGUACACUGGCUGUCAGCCCUUGGUGGAAACGUUGAAAAGCCGAACAGACUGGUGGGAGGUGGACUCAGGGUGGGACUUCGGCAAGGAUGUGUGGCCAAGCAUCCUACAGUGGGUCCGCACCAACCCAGGGAUGCUGCACAUCAGGUUCGUGGGGGUGAACGUGAGCAAGAAGACAGAGAUGGAGUGGUACCAAAAAGUGGUCAGAAGGUCCAAGGCUAUGUCACGUAGUGUCACAGCCAGCCAAGUGUUUUGGGAGCCUUCCAAGCAUGAGAAGCAAGAAAUAAUUGCCCAGUGUCACAGCUGGUUGCACGAGGAAGUGGAGGAGACCCUGGCGAGGGUGCGGCAAGUUGGCACCUGGGAAGGUGUUCAGGGGCGGGUGACCUAUUGGGUGCAGAACUGCCUGCAGUGUGCUCCUGCAGUGAGGGUGUCGUCCCAACGAGCAGAGGGGCCAUGGUCAGAGCUCUGUCUGGGCUACAUCAGUGGCCUUACUGAGAGCGAGGAAGGGUACCGCUGCCUCUUGGUGGUGGAGGAUGUGUUCUCAGGGUGGGUAGAAGCCUUCCCCAUAGAGAAGAAAACAGUGGAGGAGAUGGCAGAGGUGCUCUUCAGGGAGGUUUUUUCUCGGUAUGGGACACCUUCUGUCAUCCGUUUGCCUCGUGUCCCACCCUUCCUCCGGAACGUUGCCAUGGUGGCAGCGGCUCGCCUGGAGUCUCCAUGGGACGUCCUACAGGCUGGGCAGGUGGGACCAGCCACGUCAGCUCUGCAGCGACUGGCCCGAGGGGCUGGCAAGAAGUGGGUGAAGAUGCUCCCUGUGAUCCUGGCGGGAAUCAGGUCUGUGUGGGUGCAGGGAGAGGUGCUGGGCCCUUACCAAGUGAUCAGUGGAUUCCCCUUGGAGGUGCGGUGGGGAUGGGAGGCGCAGGGCGGUCCCCGGGGCAAUGUCCUCUCCUGGCUGCGCCAGCUUCAGGAGGAUGGAGUCGAGUACAAACAGCAGAUUGAAGCUAUGCUGUAGAGGGGCUGCCUGGGAGAAGAGACUGCAUGGCCAUAAACCUUGCAGUCCUGCAUGAGAUUGGUGUGGGUGUGGGAUAACUGCCUGGAUUACUGUGGGACGGGAAUGCGAGUUAACUUAGUGCUUAUCAGGAACAAGGUCGUUUACAACCAAGAGGAAUAUGUGUGAAGCUGGCCUGCCAAACAACUGAGAGGGGGAGUCUUGUGAGAUAAGACAGCCCUGCUUGGCCUAAAACUGCUGAAGCAAGGCUAAAAAAGGCGAAGCAGCCAGCUUCAAACUCGAUUUUGAAGGCCGAGUGCUCGAGCAAAGAGCUUUGCCUGAUCAAGUGCAAUUUUAAUACUGAAGAGGAUGCCCUUCAGUGUGAUACUGAGCCAAAAAAGAGCACAAGCUAAACAGACACAACUGUGCCACUCAGCUCCACCCAAAUCGUGCUAAACAUCACCCAGGAGGCAGAGACAGCCCGGGGCUAGGGCAUGAGUAAACCCACCAGAGGAACAUUCUGGGCAGUAGCAGCAUGGUUCUAGACUGGAUUUAGGGGAGACGAGGACAGGGCACAGCUGUUCUUCUCCUCCUCCACCUGAGACAGCCACACCUUUCUUGCUAAGAACUGGAGAUGGAUAGGUUCAGGCUGGAGGUGAGGAGGAAGUUGUUGAGCAUGAGAGUGGUGAGAGCCUGGCAUGGGUUGCCCAGGGAGGUGGUUGAGGCCCCAUGGCUGGAGGUGUUUGAGGCCAGGCUGUGUGAGGCUGUGUGCAGCCUGCUCUAGGGUAGGGUGUCCCUGGGCAUGGCAGGGGGGUUGGAACUGGCUGCUCCUUGUGGUGCCUUCCAACCCUGACUGAUUCUAGGAUUCUCACUGCACAAGGGCCAACUGCUGCUACCUUUCUGUAGCCAGAGCUGCUGCAAACGUUUUCUGUCUCCUGACCCUGUCAGGAUGCCCACCAGGAUUCAUUAAGCUGGCUACAUCACUGGCAGGCAGUGUGUUUCUCACUGGCAAGCUUCAAUCCCUUCUGUCUGUUGCUUCAGUGAAUGGAACUUCUUCAUUCUUUGACCUUUCUGAAGCUGUGGCAGUGCAAGCCCUGACUGGGGCACUGAGAAAGGGAGAGGCAAAUGCUGGGUUUUGGCAAGCAGUUCCAGUUAGAAGCUUGGACUCUGAAGCAGGCAGAUGGAAGGAUCUCUGCUGUAACUCUUGUGGGCUGGGGAGAAAAUGACUGUGCUGGGAUUGCUGGGUGGGAGUGGGGUGGUAACUUUUGAGCAGGUCUGGGAGGCUUUUAGGACGUGAGUGGUAUCAUAUAGAAUCAUAGAGUGGCUUAGGUUGGAAGGGACCUCAGAGGUCAUCUAUUCCAACCUCCCUGCCACAGCCAGAGACACCUCUCAACAGGACUCAGCUGCUCAAGGCCUUGAACACCCCCAGGGAGGGACUAUCCACAGCCUCCCUGGGCAACCUAUUCCAGAGUCUCACCACCCUCAUACUGUAUACAUCUUCCUAAGAUCCAGUCUAAACCUACUCUCCCCCAGCCUAAAACCCUUCCCCUUAGUCCUGUCGCUUGACACCCUGAUGAAAAGUCCCUCUCCAGCCUUCCUGUAGGAUCCAUUCAGCUAUUGGAAGGCAGCUCUAAGGAGCCUUCUCCAGGCUGAACAACCCCAGCUCCUUCAGCCUAUCCUGACAGCAGAGGGGUUCCACUCCUUGGAUCAUCUUUAUGUCAGGACCGAGGAGCUUUUGGGUAGAUCUGGGAGGGUUUUUAGGGCUGAGAGAGCUUCUAGGCAGGACUAAGGAGUUUUGAAACAAGAAGCUUUUAGGACUGAGGAGCUUUUGGGUAGAACUGGGAAGCUUUUAGGACUGAGGAGCUUUUAGGUGAAUAUGGGAAGCUUUUGGGACUGAGGAGCUUUUGGGUAGAACUGGGAAGCAUUUAGGUGGAUCUGAGAAGCCUUUAGGUAGAACUGAGAAGCUUUUAGGUAGAACUGAGAAGCUUUAGGUAGAGCUGGGAAGCUUUUAGGCAAAUAUGAGAAGCUUUUAGGUAGAACUGAGAAGCUUUUAGGAUUGAGAAGCUUUAAAGCAGAACUGAGAAGCUUUUAGGUAGAACUGAGAAGCUUUAGGUAGAGCUGGGAAGCUUUUAGGUGGAUCUGAGAAGCUUUUAGGUAGAACUGAGAAGCUUUUAGGUGGAACUGAGAAGCUUUUAGGAUUGAGAAGCUUUAAAGCAGAACUGAGAAGCUUUAAGGACUGGGGAGCUUUUGGGUAGAACUGAGGAGCUUUUGGAACUGAGGAGCUUUGGGGUAGAACUGAGAAGCUUUUAGGAUUGAGAAGCUUUUAGGUAGAACUGAGAAGCUUUAGGUAGAGCUGGGAAGCUUUUAGGUGGAUCUGAGAAUCUUUUAGGUAGAACUGAGAAGCUUUUAGGAUUGAGAAGCUUUAAAGCAGAACUGAGAAGCUUUUAGGACUGGGGAGCUUUUGGGUAGAACUGAGGAGCUUUUAGGUAGAACUAGGAAGCUUUUAGGUGAAUCUGAGAAGCUUGUGGGACUGAGGAGCUUUUAGGUGGAACUGAGAAGCUUUUAGGACUGAGCAGCUGUUAGUCAGGACCAAGCAAUGCACAACUCUUUUUGCCAGAGUGUUCAAAGCCAGGGAAGGAAGCUUUGCUGGGUAUAGAGAUUUUAACUAAGCUUAAGUUGCUUUUUCCUAGCAUCCAGCAGGCUGCUGGGAUCUUUAGCCGUGGCCCCAACGGUGCUGGGAGUGUCAGGGUGGUGUUUCCAUUCUCAGCCCUGUUAGCUUGGUGGAGCUGAGCCAGCUUCUGCUCAGGGCCGUGGGAGAUGCUGAGCAAUGGCCUUGGCAGUUUCUUUGUUUUCUUUCCCUCUUCCUCCACUUGUUCAUUUAUUAAACUUUUUGUUGUUCUCUUGCA
Molecule: messenger RNA, 6546 nt
Organism: Pogoniulus pusillus (Red-fronted tinkerbird)
Lineage: Eukaryota; Metazoa; Chordata; Aves; Piciformes; Lybiidae
Exons: 3
Coding region: 539-3664 (1041 amino acids)
Molecular function (GO): nucleic acid binding
Source: RefSeq, a predicted model, not a curated record